Messenger RNA from Psammomys obesus (fat sand rat), 4384 nucleotides. RefSeq names its product FER tyrosine kinase (gene Fer). Gene Ontology annotation, biological process: regulation of mast cell degranulation; cell adhesion; peptidyl-tyrosine phosphorylation. The record is from RefSeq and is a predicted model, not a curated record. Gene Ontology annotation, molecular function: ATP binding; non-membrane spanning protein tyrosine kinase activity. NCBI's taxonomy places the organism in Eukaryota, Metazoa, Chordata, Mammalia, Rodentia, Muridae. The coding region runs from base 231 to 2699 and encodes 822 amino acids. The transcript has 20 exons.
AGGGGCUCCUGCUUGUCAGGUUCUAGCUCAGUUUUUUUGGCUAGACCUAUGAUCACUUCCGUGAGACUUCACUGCACACUUUCUCGAGUAUCUUCCUCAUCUCUAGUGUGUAUUUCCUCACCAUGGAGCUGCUACUUUAGCUAAGACAUGGCCAGCAAUGAUAGUAGUAAGAUAUGUGCUGACUAGCAGGCUCACGUGUGCAGUGUGGAGGACAAGCAGUGCCUUACAAAAUGGGAUUUGGGAGUGACCUGAGGAACUCACAGGAAGCUGUGUUAAAGCUGCAAGACUGGGAAUUACGGUUGCUGGAGACAGUGAAGAAGUUUAUGGCUCUGAGAAUAAAAAGUGAUAAAGAAUAUGCAUGUACUCUGCAGAAUCUUUGUAAUCAAGUUGAUAAGGAAAGUACUGUGCAAGUGAAUUAUGUCAGCAAUGUGUCCAAGUCUUGGCUCCUUAUGAUUCAGCAGACAGAACAGCUGAGUAGGAUAAUGAAGACACAUGCUGAGGACUUGAACUCUGGACCCUUGCACAGGCUCACCAUGAUGAUCAAGGACAAGCAGCAGGUGAAGAAGAGCUAUGUGGGCAUCCAUCAGCAGAUAGAGGCAGAGAUGAUCAAGGUCACAAAAACAGAAUUGGAGAAAUUAAAAUCCAGCUAUCGACAAUUAAUAAAAGAAAUGAAUUCUGCCAAAGAGAAAUAUAAAGAAGCCUUAGCCAAAGGGAAGGAAACAGAAAAGGCCAAGGAGCGCUAUGACAGAGCUACCAUGAAGCUCCACAUGCUGCAUAAUCAGUAUGUCCUGGCGCUGAAGGGGGCACAGCUCCAUCAGAGUCAGUAUUACGACACCACGCUUCCUCUGCUGCUGGACUCUGUGCAAAAGAUGCAAGAAGAAAUGAUAAAAGCACUAAAAGGUAUAUUUCAUGAAUAUAGCCAGAUAACCAGCCUUGUUACAGAGGAAAUAGUGAAUGUCCAUAAAGAGAUUCAAAUGUCUGUUGAACAGAUAGAUCCUAGCACAGAAUAUAAUAACUUCAUAGAUGUCCACAGAACAACAGCUGCAAAAGAACAAGAAAUCGAAUUUGAUACUUCCCUAUUAGAAGAAAAUGAAAAUCUUCAGGCUAAUGAGAUCAUGUGGAAUAAUUUAACAGCAGACAGUUUGCAAGUAAUGCUGAAGACCUUAGCAGAAGAGCUUACACAGACACAGCAGUUGCUCUUAAGCAAGGAGGAGGCAGUCCUAGAGCUAGAGAAGAGGAUUGAAGAAUCUUCUGAGACCUGCGAAAAGAAGUCUGACAUUGUGCUUCUUCUGGGACAAAAACAGGCACUUGAAGAGUUGAAACAGUCAGUCCAGCAGUUGAGAUGUGCUGAGGCAAAGUGUGCGGCACAGAAAGAAUUACUGGAGCAAAAAGUACAAGAAAAUGAUGGGAAAGAACCACCUCCGGUGGUAAAUUACGAAGAAGAUGCGCGGUCAGUCACAUCGAUGGAAAGAAAGGAGAGGCUCUCCAGAUUUGAGUCUAUUCGAAAUUCAAUUGCUGGAAUCAUUAGGUCUUCAAAGUCAACACUGGGCUCUUCAACACUAUCUGACAUGAUCUCAGUGGGCGAGAAACCGCUGGCGGAGCAUGACUGGUACCAUGGUGCCAUCCCCAGAAUAGAGGCCCAAGAACUGCUGAAGCAGCAGGGAGAUUUCCUGGUGCGAGAGAGCCAUGGGAAACCCGGUGAAUAUGUCCUCUCUGUCUAUUCUGAUGGACAGAGGAGACACUUUAUCAUACAAUUUGUUGAUAAUCUCUAUCGAUUUGAGGGUACUGGGUUUUCCAACAUCCCUCAACUUAUAGAUCACCACUUCUCCACAAAACAAGUCAUCACCAAGAAAUCUGGGGUGGUCCUGCUGAAUCCUAUUCCUAAGGAUAAGAAAUGGAAUCUCAAUCAUGAAGAUGUUACAUUGGGAGCACUACUCGGCAAGGGGAAUUUUGGUGAAGUGUAUAAGGGCACACUAAAAGAUAAAACUCCUGUUGCUGUUAAGACAUGCAAGGCAGAUCUUCCUCAGGAAUUAAAGAUAAAGUUUUUACAAGAAGCCAAAAUUCUCAAGCAAUAUGAUCACCCCAAUAUUGUCAAACUUAUAGGCGUGUGCACACAAAGACAGCCUGUCUACAUCAUUAUGGAACUGGUCCCAGGAGGCGAUUUCCUGUCCUUUCUGAGGAAGAGGAAGGAUGAAAUAAAGCUCAAGCAGUUGGUGAAAUUUUCCUUGGAUGUUGCUUCUGGCAUGUUGUACCUUGAGAGCAGAAACUGUAUACACAGGGACCUGGCUGCACGAAACUGCCUGGUUGGUGAUAAUAAUAUCCUAAAAAUCAGUGAUUUUGGAAUGUCAAGGCAAGAAGAUGGUGGAGUGUAUUCAUCUUCUGGCUUAAAGCAGAUCCCCAUUAAAUGGACAGCGCCGGAAGCUCUUAACUAUGGGAGAUACAGUUCUGAAAGUGACGUGUGGAGCUUUGGCGUCCUCCUCUGGGAGACAUUCAGCCUAGGAGUCUGUCCAUACCCUGGAAUGACGAACCAGCAAGCACGAGAACAAGUGGAGAGAGGAUACCGGAUGUCAGCCCCGCAGAACUGUCCAGAGGAGAUUUCUAAAAUCAUGAUGAAGUGCUGGGAUUACAAGCCUGAAAACCGCCCUAAGUUCAGUGACCUUCACAAAGAGCUCACUGUCAUCAAGAAGAGAUUCACAUAGUACCAGGCAGAGCCAGCCUCCACCUGCAGGCCUCUGUCCUCAGCCACCCUGAUUUUACACCACCUUACUGCAAGCAUCUUUGAAGGUUAUGGUUUUUGGUUUUUUUUUUUUUUUUUUUUUUUUUUUAAUUAAGUGGGUUUUUAAAGUAUGUUAAAGGCAAAUUUAUUCAAGAAAUAAAUAGUCCUUCCCAGGGCCAUAGCUAACCACAGUAGCCCUACCAUUUGAAGCCACUGUAGAGAGGAAAAAAAGCACAGGCCUAACUGAGAAGAUAAAAGGUCUAUCUCUUCAUGCCUAGGACCACCGAUGUUCUUCCAAGGUUUUCUACAUCAGGCAUAGCUGUGGGGUGCUCUCCUCUGCCACAGGCCCUCCUCAGUUGGUGCUAUAAACAGCAUUGGUAGCUCAUGCUUGCAGGACGCAUUCCCACCACAGUUGGCUUUCUACUCAGCCAAGACAAGAUUGUACCUAUAAAUAUAAUCAUAUAUUGGGAAUUACUUGGACCUCCUAGGGUUUUUCUUCUCUCUCCUAUCAGAACAAGCCCGGUGAGAACAUCACGCUCCUGGGUUAUUUUGUCUUUUACCUCCUCGGUUCAGGCUGCCGAAAAUGGUGUGUGGAAACGUUACAGAGGGCACACAGUAUAGAGGCAGCUGCUCCUACAGGGCAUACAGAGGAGAGGGGGACAGAGGAACAGGUGACCAGGAGGGCAGGUUGGGAAAGAAACAGCUAACCAGUGUGCAACGAGGAGAAGAAAACAAGUAGCCUUCCUCCCUGACGUACAGCUUAUAACACAAUGGUCUGAACUCCCUAACAAGGUCUGAGAAGUGAUUCAGGAGCUCACAGAGCCCAGUGGAAACUUCCCUAAAGAUCUACAGUCCACAAAAGGAGCAGCAUGAUUCUAAUUGUACAUCUUCAUCCUGGGGGACAGUCCCAGAAUGGCGUCCCCUUUAUUCGUGCCAGUUUCUGGACCUUCAGAGUCCAUGACUCACAUUCACAAACAUAUCCACGUAUGUCUACUGAAGGGCAUGGUUGCUCAUGAAUGAAAUUAAUGGGCCAGAAGUCAAAUCAUUGUUAAUGAAGACAAUCCCUAAGGAUACCCAUCACCUCCAUCUCCUCUUUUCCCCCAAAGCCACUACCUGGAAAUCCUACUGAUAGCUCACAGCUCUGCAAGCCCACUGUGUGUCAGAUGUAUGCCAGUUAAACUAGGAUUUGGUUGAACUGAAUCUUACUGUGUGCAGGGAACUUCCCCAUGAUCUGUCACAGUUGUCUCAGGAUCAUUGUUUCCCCGCACCACUGCAUGCAAAGCAACCUCCCUAUCCGUACAGCUCUCCCUCAGGUCAGGCAGAGCUCCCCUUCAAUGGCUCACACCACUGCAACCCAAGUACAGGGUGCCAUGCUCUGCAGGCGUCUGCCAGCCCUCAGAAGGAGAUAAGACCUUCCCUUUCAGGAUUUCCAAGUGAUUCUGUCUAUAAUACACUGUCUAUGAAAGAGACAAAACAGCAUCUCCCCGCUCAGCACUAUGGUCCCAGCAAGUGACGGGAAGCUUGGCUCCAAUCAGGGAUAAGACCGGAAGUGUAAUCCUUGCGUGUCCUGGUGGAAAGAGAACCAUGGCAUUGAUAUUUCACUCAUCUAAGCUAUUAGGAUUUGCAAUUCACAUCAUAACUCUUUGCUUAAAUUAAAAAGGCUUUUCA